Messenger RNA from Leptonychotes weddellii (Weddell seal), 3536 nucleotides. The record is from RefSeq and is a predicted model, not a curated record. NCBI's taxonomy places the organism in Eukaryota, Metazoa, Chordata, Mammalia, Carnivora, Phocidae.
CCCGGCAGCCACGCGGACUGGGCUCCUUCGCCCGGCGGCGGCGCCUCGGUCGUCACGUCCGAUGGCUUCAGAACGAAAGACGGCUUCCGAACUGCAAAAAGUAAAAAGAAGAGGCGAAUCACGAGGUAUGAUGCACAGCUGAUCCUGGAGAAUAACUCCGGGAUUCCCAAAUUGACUCUUCGUAGGCGUCACGAUAGCAGCAGCAAGACAAACGACCAAGAGAGCGAUGGCACGAGUUCUUCAAAAAUAAGCAUCAAGUUAAGUAAAGACCACGAAAACGAUAAUAAUCUGUAUGUAGCAAAGCUCAAUAAUGGGUUUAACUCAGGGUCGGGCAGCAGCUCCACAAAGCUAAAGAUCCAGCUGAAGCGGGACGAGGAGGGUCGGGGGCCGUGCUCGGAGGGGCUCCACGAGAACGGACUGUGCUGCAGCGACCCCCUCUCGCUGCUGGAGUCCCGCAUGGAAGUGGACGACUACAGCCAGUACGAGGAGGAGAGCACGGAUGAGCCCUCCUCCUCGGAGGGCGACGAGGAGGACGAGGACUACGAGGAGGACUUCGAGGACGACUUCAUUCCUCUUCCUCCAGCCAAGCGCCUGCGGCUGAUAGUCGGGAAGGACUCCAUAGACAUUGACAUUUCUUCCCGGAGAAGAGAAGACCAGUCCUUGAGGCUCAACGCAUAAGCUCUUGGGCUCAGUCUGGCCUGGGAAACCUCCUUUAAAGAAAUAAAAACAAAUUCCAGUCAGUUAUUCCUCACCCGAGACGUUCUAGCGGCCGCACUUCCCUUCUCUCUCCACUUAGCAGCGUCAUACUGUAGAAAGUGUACAGCGCACUGACUCUCCCCAAGUCUGAUUUGUGCAAAUUUUUAUUGUACUUUUUAAAUAGCCUUCUUAACGUGCAAUUCUGAGUUAGAGGGAAAGCCCCGUUGUAAAAUAAAGGCUCAAGCAAAAUUGUACAGUGAUAGCAACUUUCCACACGGGACGUUGAAAACAAUAAUGUGGCUACACAAUUUUCUUGUCCUUUUUCUUUCUUUCUUUUCUUUUCUUUUUUUUUUUUAAACCAAGAGCAUCAACUGGCUCUUUAAUAUAUGACUAAAAAAUAAUUUAAAACAAAUCAUAGUAGCAGCAUAUUAAGGUUUUCUAGUAUAUGCUAACAUCACCAGCAAUGAUCUUUGGCUUUUUGAUUUCUUUGCUAGAUGUCUCCCCCUCGGAGUCCUGUCGGUUUCACACUGUUUGCUGGCCCAGGUGUACUGUGUGUGGCCUUGCUUAAAAGAGCAAACCAUCGGUUGGGAGUCAAAUUGGUUUCUUUAAAAAAAAAAAAAAAAAAGUACAAUUACACGCGUGACCGCUAACUUUUCAGUACAUUAUAUGUACGAGGGUAGCAGUGUGCAGGAUGAGUUCCAAUUCAGCGUAUUUAUUGCUUGUCAUGUAAAUUAAAGACCUUGUAUUUAACACUUUUCAAUCCUUUUAGAUAAAAUUGUUCUUUGCAAGAAUGAUUGGUGCUUAUUUUUUCAAAACUUUGCUGUGAACAAUGUGAUGACAACAAGCAACAUUUAUCUAAUGAACUACAGCUCUCUUAAUUUGGGUCUUCAAGGUUUCUGUUGCACUUGUAAAAUGCUACAAGGAAUAUUAAAAACUCUAUUCACUUUAACUUAUAAUAGUUUAUGAAAUAAAAACAUGAGUCACAGCUUUUGUUCUGUGGUAACCUAUAAAAAUGUUUGUCUUUGAAAUUCAAUGUAAAGAACUGAAAACAAUGUAUAUGUUGUAAAUAUUUGUGUGUUGUGAGAAAUUUUUGUCAUAAGAAAUUAAAAGAACUUACCAGGAAGGUUUUUAAGUUUAGAAAUAUUCAUGCCAAUAAAAUAGGAAAUUAUAAAAUAUAUAGUUUUAAGCACUGCAUCAGUGGGAGUUCUUGGCUUAUGUUAGUUUAUGUAUGAAAAUAUCAAAGAUUUUUUGACUAUAUUAUCAGUUAAGCGAAAAGAGGAGUCAGAUUUAAUUUGUUUUUUUUUUUGAAGCACUUUGAGAAGAGAAAUUAAUUUUAAGUAACUUAAUGAGCAAAUUUUUGAUUACUACUUUAUGUUCAAUACCAACCUUUCAUUUCUCUGGAUUAUUUUACAAAUCAUUGGACAAAGAAUUUGGGAAUAUAAAGCUGUAGCAGGUGUUUGACGCCAGUGGGUCUCUAUUUCUGGGAAAUGUGUACAUGUACUUUCAGAUACACGGCGUUCCUGAGUAAAAUCGAUUUAGGGGAUUCGUGUAGUGUCUAUCGAAAAGUAGCCCAUGUCUUAAGAUAGUGAAAGGAAUCUGCCCGUGACGAAAAGUCCAGUGGAGAAAACCUCAAUGCUUACUGUUGUUCCCAGGUGAUUCCUGCCGGUUUCCAGGUUCUGGGGACACCCUUUAAAUUGAGUCCCAUGAAACGAUUGCCAGUAGGGGUUCCACAUAGAAAUUAAGAAUAUUCAUAAAAGUGUUGGCAACGUAGAGUUUUUGUUUCUCCUCACGUUCUUCAAGGAGUUACUUGUGUGGUCUUAAUGUCGCCUCAUUCCCGUCUGUCCCGUGCAGGUCAGCCCCUUGGGUAGUGGUGUGGCGGCCCCCGUCCCCCGCUCCGCAUGUGGUUCUCCCCCUCGCGAAGCAGGACGGCCCCCCCGGGCUCUGUCCCGAGGCCCUCGGAGCGCAUUGCGGACCACGUCCAGUCCUCACGUUGUCCCUCGGAGGAGUGUGAGACUCGUGCCAUUAAGGAAGGUCGAGCACAGACUCGGUGUCUGGAAAGUAGCGGAGAGCGGUGGGCCACCUCUUUCACUCCCGGCCUAGCGUGGGGCGUGUCGAAGAGGUUCAGAGCCUCAAUCUCGAACCGUCUCCCGGAAUACCAACAACAGCCAUUUCAGGAAUCUCCAUCUUAAGGAAAAAGUCACAAAAUCCCACAUUUCCCACGUUUCUCCAUUUUUAAGCUUAAUUUUAGUAACUUAUUUAUGUUUGUUAACUUGAUUGCGGCCUCGGCUUUUCGAGACUGACCUUCCCCCGUGGGCCCUAGCAGCGGGGCCCGGGGGCGUCCCCGCCUCGGGAGUCGGGGUGCACAAGCGCUGGGCAGCCGCGGCUGCCGCCUUCCAGGGAAACCUGAUUUCCGUUUUUCCAGGUAGGGGCCUCGGAGCUGCUCGGGCUCCACCGUAGAACUUCACCGUGUGGAAUGGCGAGAGCCACACGCGGGUGACCACUUGGAAGAGGUUGCGUUCCAUACAACUUUGAGCUUGAGCUUAUGCAAUGAUUCGUAAAGAUUCUGGCAUUGUAAGAAUUAGGAAAUGAUCAUAAAAAUACAUGUAAAGUAUUCAAUUUUCAAUCAUUUUUCAAAUUACUGUUUUAAAUUGUUUUGCUGAGUUGUAAUACCUUUGAGAUACAAUGUAUUCCUUGUACUGAAAGAAUGAAAAAAAAAGGACUUUUUCAGCAUUUGAGGUAAGUUCUUUAACGUUUCAUUAAAAACAUUUUUUACAAAUAUUUUGUACAUGCACUUGGAGUAUUGAGGUUAAUCAUUUUAAUAAAUUCGGAAAUUAAAACAA